This is a messenger RNA of Miscanthus lutarioriparius, 837 nucleotides long. NCBI's taxonomy places the organism in Eukaryota, Viridiplantae, Streptophyta, Magnoliopsida, Poales, Poaceae. The record is from the annotation of a GenBank genome assembly.
AUGGCCAUAUGCCCAAAGAUCAGGAAAAAGUUAGCUAGGCAUGCUGAUUUCUCCAACACAUGCUAUCCUAUACCAAGUGGGAAUGGUAUCUUUGAAGUUCAUGACCAAGAGUGGCAGUAUGUGGUUGAUCUUAUGGGCAAAAAUUGUGAAUGCAGAAGGUGGCAGUUGACAGGCAUACCAUGCAGCCAUGCCAUUUCUUGCCUGAAGCAUGAAAGAAUCCUAGAAGAUUCAAUGCUCCCAAAUUGUUACUCCAUUGAUGCAUUCAAAAAUGCAUAUGGCUGCACCAUAUAUCCAUGUUCUGAAAAAUCUUCCUGGGAGAAUGUUGGAGGUCCAGAAGUGCAGCCACCUAAGUAUGAGAAGAGGGUAGGCAGACCACCUAAGGCAAGAAAAAGGGCAGCACAUGAAGUUCAAGGUCCUAAUGGACCAAGGCUGUCCAAACAUGGAGUAAUCAUGCACUACAACCAUUGUGGACAAACUGGUCAUAACUCAGCUAGGUGUGAAGCAAAGAAGGCAGGCCUACCAGCUAUUAAGAAAACAAAAAAACCAACUAGAACUGCUACUACAACUACAACUGAGCCAGAGCAACAACCAAGUUAUGAGGAGGUGACUAACCUAGUUGAGGUACCAAUAAUGUCCCAAGUAGAGAACCCCAUGCUGUCACAACUACUAGAUGAGGCUUCACAGAACAGGGCACAUUCCAUCUACUUCACCAUUGCCAGACUCUACCUACAUCAUUUCCAACCUCCCACCAGCAAGGCAUACUCCACUUACAACAGCAACAAAGACUGGAAGGACCUCAAGGACCAAGAUAGUGAAGAACAAUGGUGUUGCCCCUAG